AUGGAGGGCUACGCGAGCUCCGUCGGCCACGUCAACGCGGCGCUGAAGACCCGGGUCGACGCGAGCGUCCUCAACGUCGCGCGGAUUUCGUCCGGCACGCGCGCGCGACGUAGGCACCCGGGCAACGUCAUGAUCCUGGCCGACGGGUCGCCGGCGCUCUUGGACUGGGGCCUCGCGGCGGAGCUCGACGUCGCGACGCGCGCGUUCCUCGCGCGCGUCGUGUUGCUGCUGAACCUCCGGGACAAGCGCGCGGUGCGCGAGGGCCUCGUGGACCUCGAGUGCAACGCGAAGCGCUUCACGUUCAACGCGGCGGCGAGGGACGACGACCCGGACUUCGUCGCCGCGUUCAUGUACCAGUUCUUCGACACGUCCGCCGAGGGCGUCGACCUCGACCCGAAACUCUUCGACCGCAUCUUCUACCUCCUCCAGCACGACCCGACGUCGUUUCCGACGCUGACGAACUGCCCGAAGGAGGUCGUGCUCUUCGUGCGCACGGUAUCCGCGCUCCGCCGCUGCCUCCGCGCCGCGGGCGGCCACCGCGUCGCCGCGUCGGAGCGCUGGGCGCCCUUCGCGCGCCGCGCGCUCCGGGCCCACGCGCGCGCGCGGACGACCGCCGAGGCCGCCGACGCGCGCGAGCUCCGGGCCCUCGACGCGUUCCUGCUCGCCGUGCCCGCCCAGUCCGUCUGGUACCGGCGGCUCAAGCCCUGGCUCCCGCGACACGACGACCCGAACGUGGCGCUCGCGCGGCUCGCGGACGCGGUCGACGCGCCGCGGUCGCUCGCGGGCGCGGCGCUCCGGCUCGCGAGCGCCGACGCGGUCCACGACGCCCUCGCCGUCGUCGAGCGGCUCUACCGCGCGCGCCGCGCGGCCCUCGUCCUGGGCCUCGCGCUCGGCGCCGGCGCCUGGGUCCUCCGCGCUGGCGGCGUCUAA
Aureococcus anophagefferens is the source of this 930-nucleotide messenger RNA. RefSeq lists its product as hypothetical. The transcript has 2 exons. Lineage: Eukaryota; Pelagophyceae; Pelagomonadales; Pelagomonadaceae. The coding region runs from base 1 to 930 and encodes 309 amino acids. The record is from RefSeq and is a predicted model, not a curated record.